GUGAAAUCUAGUCUGUCUAAGUUCCUGUGGUGUAAAAUAAUUAUUUUUACAAACAUAAUUUAUACGAGUACAUGGCUUAUAAUUCGAAGAUCUAAAAUCUACAGAACAGCGGAACCAUGAUCCUUCCUUUAUGGGCCUGGCACUUUCUGUUCUCUAUUAGUUAUACAUUGGUUGGGACCACACAGCGUUAUUAUGGCGGAUAUACGGUGUACGGAUCGGGCGACACCAUAAUUUCGGCGUUCCAUAACGAAGGCGGAACAACACUGCCACAUCGAAAAUGGAUUGUGGAGUGUAUGGACGGAGAGGCGUUGGUAGGAUUACAGGAUUUUUUCGAUGACUUCGAGGUAAAAGAAUGGCAGGACUCCUUCCCUUCUAGGACAAUACAGAAUAAUAAUAUAAUCACAAAACCUUGCUGGAUAUGUCUUAUAAUGCAGAGAUUGCAAAUGGUUUGGUGCAAAUUCAUGUUUCCCUAUAAGCCACCUUCGCAUGGCAAGUACCCUUAUUAUCCGAGUUGCGUAGUCCGAAAUUACACCGACACAUAUUUCUGUCUGAAUGCCAAAGACAUUUCGGCUUCCAUAAACACCUUUGUAACAGCGCUUUGGGAUAACGAGUUCAAUUUUUAUCAGUUCCGCGUUGGUGGAUAUAACAGUAUACAAGGCGAUGACCUACAGCCAUUUAAAUGCUGCAAAACACCACAGGGAUACUACAUCGACUACGUUUCGUGUUAUUACGUUGCCACGCAUGACCUCUAUUACGAAUUCUACGAUUCCAAUCAGUGGUUCAUGGUAUUUUGCGGAACAAGCUACGUCAUGACCGGAAUAUCCAAGAAGAAAACGCCCUUUGAGCAGGAGUACCAUCUUGACUGGAUCCAGUGUUGCCGGCUGGGUUAUGGUUUUCCCAUGGCGCUAUCCCCGCCCGUCAUCCGGCAGCCGGAUGGGCGGCAGACAUUUUAUGCCUAUUCCGCGCACGACACUUCCCCUUUGCCGGAUGCCUUUGCUGGCCAGUACGCAGUUUCUUCAGCGGCAGUUCCUCCGUUAGCUGUUGACAUGGAGUACAAUACGAGCACACCGGCUCGGAUGGCACACAAUGACCAGCACGCCUUCCGGUACAACAAUAACCGGCAGCUUCCUAUUUCAGUCAUCAGUCAACGAAUGCUGGGAAAUCCCUAUGUGCACGUCCGGACCCCGCAUGAUGCGGCCAUUCACAGUCGAUUUUAAAAGCUGAUAUUAUGCAGAAAAUUUUAAUUUAUUUCACUUGCCGGGUUUUUGUUUUUUGCUAAAUCACAGUAUCUGUUAUUGGUUUCGGCAAAAGCGACGAUAAAAGCAAGAACGGCGCAGAUUGAAAUAAGUUAUAUUAAUUCAAAUUUGCAUAUAUUUUCGGGAAAAAACUCAACUUCGGUAAAA
Messenger RNA from Paramacrobiotus metropolitanus, 1403 nucleotides. RefSeq lists its product as uncharacterized. The record is from RefSeq and is a predicted model, not a curated record. The coding region runs from base 117 to 1217 and encodes 366 amino acids. The transcript has 9 exons. Lineage: Eukaryota; Metazoa; Tardigrada; Eutardigrada; Parachela; Macrobiotidae.